GCAGAGGAGAGAGAGAGAGAGAGAGAGAGAGAGAGAGAGAAGAGAGAGAGAGAGAGAGAGGGAGAGGGCAGUGCGCCGCGGAAGAGACAGCUGGAACCCGAUCACGCGCGCCUACCCGUCCGUAGAAUCGGCGGCGGCGGCGGCGGCCGCGCUCGUCUCCGGCGCCGACGAGCUCCUCGACCACGGAGAACGCGCGGACCGCGGCCAUGUCGAAGAAGAAGGCGCCCACGUCCAUCCCGUGCGAGCUCCCCCUCGCCUUAGACCCUAGCGUCUCCGCGCGCCCAUCGGAUCGUCCUGUGGCCUCCCAGUCUUCCGCACGUCCCCCUUUUCCGGCAGCCUCCGCCGCUGCCGCUGCGCCUGCGGCUGCGCCCGCGGUUCGUUCGCUCGUCGCCAACUCUUCUGGCAUGGACACCCGAUUCGACGAGGACGAACGGACAACCGCCGCCACGCGGCGCCGCCAGUCGCCCUCUCCUUCUUUUGCACCAUCGACGUCGAAGGCGACGGCGGUGGGACUCACUAGAUACGGUGCUGUCAAGUCCUGGGGGCCGAGGAGGGAGCUGGAAACUGGGGAGACCAGUAGGUGCAUGGAGGUGCUACUGCUAGAGAACCCAAUCGAUGCUACAAAACCAUCUCCUCUCCAUGUUGAUGAAGACAAGCAGGGUGAGGUUAUUGGUGGUACCCAACAGAAUGCUCCAGAGAGCUGUGUAACGGAGCGAGCACGACUGAAUCUGAAAUCUCGCUCCAGUGCAGUGGGACAAUCUGCUGGCAGUCCUCUCAAGGAAAGAAUUCUGGCUCCAUCAACAGCAAUGAAAAGAGCAACGGAGAACAAAUAUUUGGCGAACUUGAAGACAGAUAUUGUUGAGAAGGCGUUGAAAUAUGAUAGAAAAGAGAAAAUGAAGGAGGUUAUGAGGCUGAUGAUAUUCCAGAGGAGGGUUUUGUAUUAGAGCCUACAGGUCACGGAAAUGGGAAGCAAUUUCGUCUUCCGCACUCUUUGUAUGAUGUCCUCCACACUUAUCAGAAAGAAGGUAUCAAGUGGCUAUGGACAUUGCAUCUCAAGAAAUUAGGAGGUGCACUAUGUGAUGAAAUGGGCAUGGGAAAGACCCGGCAGGUAAAUUACAUGCAAUGGUUUGUUCUUUAGGUGUUAGAAUUUCAAUGGUUACUCUCAUUGAGAAGAGGAUGGCACUCGAGAUGGGGCAAUUUUCUGGUUUUCUUCAUUCACUAAAUACAAA
Oryza sativa Japonica Group (Japanese rice) is the source of this 1229-nucleotide messenger RNA. NCBI's taxonomy places the organism in Eukaryota, Viridiplantae, Streptophyta, Magnoliopsida, Poales, Poaceae. The record is from RefSeq and is a predicted model, not a curated record.